UCAGUUAGAUCCCAGUCGACUCCAGUACCAAUCGUGCUGAACACGGCAACGCCGAUCUGUUUUGCUCCAUUUUCAACUAGAGAGACAGCCGAUCCUAGAGUCGGCUGUGGUUAGAUCUCAAACUUAAUUCAGCUCAAUCUAACUUUAAAUUCCUACUUCGUGCUGAAGGCUAGUCAGAAACAUGUGCUUCAUAUUAUUAUAGAGUAUUUCAAUCUAAUAAGAUAUUAAAUUUAUAUUCUGAUUUUAUUACGCUAUAUAUAAGAAAUUACUAAUUACUGAGUAAAUUGGAAUGCAAUAUUUAUCGUAUUCGACGGUGUUUAAAUGUUACAGGCCUAACCAAUAAUUGUAAUUUAAUUUGUAAAUUAUUUGGAAAUAGAAUAUUCUGUUAUAUUUGAUAUGAAUUAUGGCUAAUAUAAUGGAUUCAAUAUCGAACAUACUUGGCAUUGAUAAAGUAAAUAUGGAUGGAAAAUUAAUUUGCAUAGAAGAACAACAUGAUAGUAAUGCAAGCUUUUUAUUGAGUUGUGUUAUAUUUAAUGCAUUAAAAAAGAAUUAUCGAAUAUGUUUUAUAUUAUUUCAUAAUACAAUGAAUCAUUAUCAUAAUAUGGGUGUGAAAUUUGGUUAUAAUCUUAUGUUAUUGAAAGAAAAACAUAAAGUUACAGUUAUAGAACCAAUGAAGUUUAUUGUAUCUAAUAUGGGAUAUACAUGUGAACAAACAGCGAACAAUAUUAUUCAUGAUAUAUUUUUAACUAUUAAAAAUGAGUAUGACAAAAUAGUACAAAACAAUGAACCUGUUACUAUUAUAAUGGAUGAUUUUAGUCAUAUUUAUAAUCUUGGAUGUAAUUUGAGAGAAUCUACAUAUUAUGUAAGAUAUUUAAGAUCACUUGUUGAAUAUUACAACAAAUCUCAACUUUGUAUUAUAACACACACCUAUAAAGAUGAGCCAAAAAAUUCUGUUUCUAAUAUAUUUGCAUAUGGGCUUAAACACAUGGCGGAUUUAUUUGUUAAAAUUGAGCCUCUAGAAACAGGAUAUUCUAGUGAUGUAUCUGGAAAUAUAACAAUUAAUUGGAAAAUGGAUGAUAUUAGAACAAAAUAUAAUUGGUCUGAAGUAGCAAGAUAUAUAUAUAAGUUAUCAGAUCGUCAAGUACAAAUUUACACACCUGGUGCAUCAGCUUUAUUAGCAUAAAGCAAGUUUUCUGGAAACUUAUUUAUAGUUCUAUAUGAUAUGCAUAUAUAUAGAAAAAUAGUAAUAAACCAUUUUGUAAGUUUGCUAUAUAUUUGUUUUACUUCUAUAUUACUAAAAGAAAUGAUAGUACAUAUCUACUAUCACUAAAUUCUUAAUCAUUCAUAUUUUUUUAGAUUCAAUAAGUGGUACAUAAUUCUGAAUUUUAUUAUAACUUUUUAAAUUAUAAUUUCGUAAUUUAUAGUUACAAAAUUGAUCUUUGUGGUUUGUUUUAAUUUAUUAAAAUAAUUAGGAAAAUGGCAAUAGCAACAAUAAAAAUAUCAUAUUUAAAAAAUUGGAAUGGAAACAGAUGUAAUUUUUAAUAAUGGAUAAGUCCUCUAUCAUAAUUAUUUGCAAUUUGCAAUUUGUGUAUCAUAUUGUAUCUUAUAACAUGCAACAUGUCAUCUGUACUUACAUUAUAUACAAUACUUGUAUGUAUGCAGUACAGUAUAAAAUAUAUAUUAAUUUGUAGCAGAA
Messenger RNA from Bombus huntii, 1696 nucleotides. RefSeq lists its product as uncharacterized. Bases 404 to 1183 code for a protein of 259 amino acids. The transcript has 2 exons. Gene Ontology annotation, biological process: tRNA wobble uridine modification. Lineage: Eukaryota; Metazoa; Arthropoda; Insecta; Hymenoptera; Apidae. Gene Ontology annotation, cellular component: elongator holoenzyme complex. The record is from RefSeq and is a predicted model, not a curated record.